UACUCCUUGUCUGUGAUGUUCUAUUAGAUGUGUUCAAGACAGCUAGCGAGUAUGAGACGGAAAGUCCACCUCCGCCUCUGGUUCAUUUUGUCUCCCCUGGAAUACUAGCUGUCACAUUGAUGCUUGUAGCAGUAAUACAACAAGUGGAGCGUGCCAAGGGAGUGUAUUCUUCUGGAGUCCUCUGGAUUUUUUGGUUUCUGCUGAUUGUAGCAGGAAUUGUGCCAUUCUAUUCCAAAGUAGUCAAUUUUGAUAAAGUAUGGAAAAAUGACAUCUACAGAUUUGUCACCUUCUUUGUGUAUUUUGGUCUUCUCCUGGUGCAGUUUGUCCUCUGCUGUAUCAGUGACCUCCCCAGGAAUAACCUACCAGAAGGAGCUAAGCCAUCUCCAGAGAUCACAGCCUCAUUUCUCUCCUAUAUUUCUUUCCAUUGGAUUAACAGCCUCGUAGUGAAGGGCUACAAGAAUGACCUGGUGGCUGAUGACUUGUUUGAACUAAACCCCAGAGAUGUGUCGGCCAACAAUGCACCUAUGAUAGAAGCAGCAUGGAAGGUGGAACUCGAGAAAGCAAAAAAAGAAGCAGCUCAGCUAGCCCUAAAGCUUGGAUACAGCAAAGACGCCAAUGGCAUGUGGGUCAAGAACCAGCCCAUGAACUUGGCAUACAACGCCACAGAGUCCACAGAGAGAACGCCUUUAAUGACAGGAAGCAACAGGAAGUCCGGGGAAGAUGAUGUGGAAUUCAAAAAUGGGAAGAGGAAAAAGAAAGAUGAUGGCUGUCCAAAACCCAAACCGUCCCUGGUGAAGGUGAUAGCUAAGGUGUAUGGCAGUGUACUGGUAAAGGCUAUACUGUGUAAACUGGUAUAUGAUGGGCUGCAGUUCGUGGCACCACAGUUACAAGGAUUGAUGAUCAAAUUCACAGAAAAUGUGGAUGACCCAGAGUGGCAUGGGUACCUGUAUACAGUGGCCUUCUUCCUGACUGGGCUGACAGGGUCCUUCUUCUACCACCAGCUGUUUCAUCUGUCUAUGACCACAGGAAUGAGGCUCAAGUCUGCUCUCAUUGGGGCUGUCUACAAAAAGGCCCUAACCAUGAGUAACGAGGCCAGACAGGAGUCUACUGUGGGUGAAAUAGUCAACCUGAUGUCUGUAGAUGCCCAGCGUGUACAGGAUGUCAUGGGAUAUCUCUGGAUGUUUGUGUCUGCGCCUGUCCAGAUUGCUCUUGCACUGUGGUUGCUGUAUCAGCAGCUGGCAGGGGCUAUAUUUGCUGGAUUGGCUGUCAUGGUACUCCUGAUUCCCAUCAACGGUGUUGUGGCAACGAAACUGAGGAAGUUGCAGGUGGCUAACCUUAAGAUGAAGGAUAGUAGAAUUAAGCUGAUGAAUGAAGUUCUAUCUGGAAUAAAGGUUCUGAAGCUGUAUGCCUGGGAAUUGUCAUUCAAGGAGAAAAUUUCAGAAAUUAGGCAGAAAGAGCUGGCCUUGCUGAAGAGGUCUGCCUAUCUCCAGGCUGUCACUGUCUUCUGCUUUACAUGUGCUCCUGUCUUGGUCACUUUGGCAUCUUUUGCAACCUAUGUACUGAUAGACUCGAAAAAUGUUCUGACAGCAGAGAAAACAUUUGUGUCGCUGUCUCUCUUCAAUAUCCUUCGCUUUCCCAUCAAUAUGCUGCCCAUGAUGAUAUCAUUUGUAGUGCAGGCCAAUGUUUCCAUAAAGCGUCUGUCAAAUUUCUUGUGCAAUGAAGACAUUGAUCCCAACAAUGUACACCACAACCCCAAUGCCAGACAUCCAAUAGAAAUAAGGAAUGGCAAAUUCUCCUGGAGCAAAGGGGACAGAGUUGUUUUGGAGGAUGUCAAUUUGGAGGUCCCUGAUGGUAAGUUGGUGGCUGUGGUGGGACAGGUUGGGGCAGGCAAGUCAUCCCUACUGUCUGCCAUACUGGGAGAGAUGCAGAAGGUAGAGGGCAGUGUCAACCUCAAGGGCAGUGUGGCCUAUGUGGCUCAACAGGCCUGGAUCCAGAAUGCCACUCUGAAGGACAACAUAUUGUUUGGCCGGCAGGAAAUGAGGAAGAAGUAUGAAGAAGUGGUGGAUGCCUGUGCCUUGAGACCUGACCUGGACAUUCUGCCUGGAGGAGAGAUGACCGAAAUCGGAGAAAAGGGUAUCAACUUGAGUGGUGGUCAGAAGCAGAGGGUCAGUCUGGCCAGGGCAGUGUAUAAUGAUGCUGAUGUCUAUCUCCUGGAUGACCCUCUCAGUGCUGUGGACUCCCAUGUGGGCAAGCACCUGUUUGAGAGUGUCAUAGGUCCUAAGGGAUUGCUGAGGAAGAAGACCAGAGUGUUGGUGACCCAUGGUCUUCAGUGGCUAGAGAAGUGUGACCAGAUUGUUGUUUUGCUGGACGGUCGUAUCUCAGAGACAGGCACUUAUGAGGAGCUGCUUUCCCAUAAUGGUGCCUUUGCCCAGUUCCUGAAGACAUACCUAACACAGGCUGAUGAUGAAGAUGAGGAGAGCGAUGAAGAGAAUGAGGCAAAGCAAAAACUCCUGCAGCGUUUGGACUCUGUAUUAUCAGAAGAUGGACACAGCUCAGAUGAAGAGAUAUCCAAACUGAAACAAAGGGCUAAGUCUAAAUCCCCUACUGCAAAAUCCCCCACAUCUGCCCUUCGUAGUCCUGUACAACGCUCACUCAGCAGACAGAAAUCUGUGGAGAUAGACAAAGAGAUGGUGGAGAAACAGGUUAAAGAAAAGAAAGAGAAGGAAAAGUUGAUUCAGGCUGAGAAAGCAGAAACGGGAAAAGUCAAGUGGACAGUAUAUUGGACCUAUGCCAAGUCUAUUGGUAAAUGGAUGAGCUUCCUUAUUCUGUUCACUUUCAUCCUGUACCAGGGGUGUUCUGUUGGCUCCAGUUUCUGGUUGACUAUUUGGAACUCUGACAAAGUUCUCCAGAAUGGCUCUCUUGCAGGAACACCAAUAUUUGACGAGAAGGAGCAGUUGUAUCUUGGGAUUUAUGGAGCAUUUGGAGCAGCUCAAGCUGCCUUUGUCCUCAUCUACUCCAUAAUAGCCUCACUUAGCAUGGUGGAUGCUGCUGGCAGGCUUCACGAUGACAUGAUUCACAACAUCUUACGUUCUCCGAUGUCUUUCUUCGAUACCACUCCCAGCGGCCGUGUGGUAAACCGUUGUUCCCGCGAUGUGGAGACGAUUGAUAACAAUCUUCCUCAAAUCUUAAGAAGUUGGAUGAACACAUCUUUUACUGUGCUGACUACAUUUAUUAUUAUUGGAGUUAGUCAGCCAUUUUUCUUGAUAAUGGUUGUGCCAUUGGGGAUUAUUUAUUACUUUAUUCAGAGGUUCUACGUCCCAACUUCGAGACAACUGAAAAGAUUGGAAUCCACAACACGCUCCCCUAUUUACACCCACUUCAGUGAGACCAUAACAGGGGCGUCCACCAUCAGAGCAUAUGGAGAGGAUGGAAGGUUUUUGCAAACCAAUGAGAAGAAGGUGGACAGCAACCUGGUGUUCUACUUCUCCUCAUUGGCAUCUAACAGAUGGCUAGGCUUCAGACUUGAAGUGAUAGGAAACUUGAUAGUGACAUUCACAUCCUUGUUUGCUGUGAUCACUCGAAGUAAUGUACAAGAUCUACAGGCUGCCGCCCUGGUGGGACUCUCCCUGUCAUAUGCUUUACAGGUGACUGGUGCAUUGAACUGGAUGGUUCGCAUGAACAGCGAUGUGGAGACCAAUAUAGUUUCUGUGGAGAGAGUGAAGGAGUACUCUGAAAUGGAAACAGAGGCUGAGUGGGACAUAAAGGACACACGCCCACCCAGGAGCUGGCCUGAUAACGGACAGGUCCAGAUACAGAAUUUCUCUGUGCGAUAUCGAGAGGGUCUGGAUCUUGUGCUGAAAAAUAUCUCUCUUGAUAUAAACCCAGGAGAGAGGGUUGGUAUCAUAGGAAGAACAGGAGCUGGUAAAUCUUCCCUUACCCUGGCACUGUUCAGGUUGAUAGAGGCUGCUUCUGGCAGAAUAGUCAUAGAUGGCGUUCCCAUCGCAGGGCUUGGGCUGCACCAGCUCAGGUCAAAGAUCACAAUAUUGCCUCAGGAUCCAGUUUUGUUUUCUGGCUCCCUUAGGAUGAACCUUGACCCGUUUGACCAGUACAGUGACCAGCAGUUGUGGCUGGCUCUGGAACAUGCUCAUUUGAGGGAUUUUGUGUUCACUCUGGCCGAGCAGCUGGACUAUGAAGUUGGAGAAGGGGGGCAGAAUCUAAGUGUUGGCCAGAGACAGCUUCUGUGUCUAGCAAGAAGUUUGCUGCGUAAGACCAAAAUCCUGGUUCUGGAUGAAGCCACGGCAGCUGUGGACCUGGAGACGGAUGAUCUCAUCCAGAGCACCAUUCGUAAUGAAUUUUCUGGCUGCACCGUCCUCACCAUUGCUCACAGAUUGAACACCAUCAUGGAUUAUGACAGACUGGUAGUGUUAGACAAAGGGGAAGUGAAGGAAUUUGAUAGCCCCUCCAGACUGCUGGAGAACAAGAUGAGCAUCUUCUAUGGCAUGGCAAGAGAUGCUGGGCUGGUGUAAUACCACUACACCACACCAGGUGGCAGCACUGUCCAGCAUGAGAUGAAGUGGUGAACUGAAGGACAACGAACAAAUGAGACAGAAGAACACUAGUCAUUAACUAUUUGACAUUCUCAGUUUGAACUAUUCUGUUGUAAGUUUAGACAUUCAAUGGUUAUAUUAAUAUGUUCAUAUUUUGUUAAGCACAAAGGAAGGGCUACCCAAUAAACGAAAAAAUUAAACAGCAUAUUUUAGAAAAUAUUAGUAUAAAAUAAAUGUUUUAUCGAGUAAAUUGUCAUUAAUCGGAAAUUACAGGUUUCAUUAUUUACAGUACAUAUUUGUUUCUCAUUAUGGCACUAAGUAUAAUUUAUAUUGGACAGGGUAUGAACCUUUUUGGUUUAUGUUUUCUGUUAAAGCUUCUAUGUACCUUGAAAUCCUAUUCUGUUUGAUGAAAAGUGAUUUCAAUGAGGCAAUUUACUUUUAGCUAUUCUUAAGGAGUAAUUAUGUUAAGUCUAAGUUGUUUUGAUUUAAUUGGCCAGAAUAAUAAAACAUUUAUUGCAUUUGUUAAGUGCAGUAGUAAGGCAAUAUGUAUAAUUAUAGACAUUACAACUUUUUUUUACCUUCAUGCAACUAUCUAGAAUGACUGUUAGAAAUAUACAAUAUACUAGGACCAUACCAUAUAUUGUGUUCUGAAUUGAGAAUUGGUUAUAGAAUUAAAAGUUGUUUUGUGCCAUUUAGAAAUCCCUAAUUUAAAGUAUUUAAAACUGUUGCAUUCCUUAUUUGUUAUUCUCUUUUUGCUUUCGAUCAUGUUUACAUUAUCUUUCUAUACACUGGUGUAUGUGAGUGUUAAUAAGUGUUUUAAAAAUAACUAAAAGUAGCUAUUAUCAAAACUGUAGUUGCAUUUACCUCACAUCAUUGUAGGUUUCUAUCUAUUUGUAAUGCAAUUUUGUAAACAGUAAAAAAAAAAAGAUGUUUUUCGGUAUAUUACAUAUACAUUACAUUGAUUGUUCAACCCCAGUAUAUGUUAAUUGUUCAGGUGUUUAUCAUUAGUGUUUGAAAUUUAUUAUGUAAUAAAGAGGUUCCAUAUGAGGCAGAUUUUUUGUUGCAAAUCUGUAAUAUUUUUUUAUUGUUUGCUAAGAACAAUAUAACAGUUAUAUUGAAAACAACAAUUGUUGUGCGUUUGGAUUUGUUUUGGGUCAAGGCUAUCCUGUGUUCUAACUUUCUUUGUUCUUUGUAUAUUGUAAGUAAUUAUAAUGAUAAAUUUGUAAAGUGGAGGAGGGGUGGUAAUUAAAUGAUCCAUUAGGAAAAGGUCAGUCCUAAAAUGAUUUACUUUUAAUAUUUUAAAUGAUAUAGAACUAACAUUCCAUGUAAAGUACCUUAGCUAUAGAAAUGCAAAUUGUUUUGCUUUUUUUGUACAGAUAUCAUACAUCCUCAUUAGCAAUGUUACUGUUUUGCUUCAAACUCACCAAUAUUACAUAUUGCCUUAAAGUGCAGUUCCAGUUCAAAAUUAAGCAUGAUGAUUUUCUCGAAGUAUAAUAAUGGUUUUGUUGUCACUGUGUCAUCCACAUAAGAACACUCUUGUGCCUGGAAUCUGCUACAUGGGCCUAAAUUGCCGGUCAACUUUAAAAAUGGGAAUGAUCCAUUUAUUCUUUACAUUUAUUAAUUUAUCUUUGUCUUGUAUUUGAUUUUUUGCCAUGUGGAAACUUUAUCACUGAUUAAGUGUAACUUGAUCUGAACUUACACCUUAGGAGCCUAAAUUUUAGGUCGUGUUCAAACUGGCUAUGCUCCUUUUCGUCCUAUUUGAUGAUUUUGGUCUUGUGGAUCUUAUAUUAUUCACACAGGUCUGAUUGAGUGAAAAACUUGCAGGUUCGACAUCUAUUUUAGGUGAAACUAAACAGUUUGAUUGUAGCCUUUAAAAUGAACAAUUGGGCAACAAAAGUACUUGUGAAAUUUAGACGCAUUUAAUUUUAUGAAUUUCUCUCAAUAUUUAACUGGAUUAUUAUUAUUAUUAUUGUUUGAAGUUUUGUGAUGUAUCGAAAUGCCUCAAAAUAUAACCUACCUGUGUUUUGAGCUUGACGAUCAAAUAUGUCAAUCGAUCAGAACUUCUGUGAUCAAUUAGUCCUGUAUUUGAAUUUGGAGGUUUGUACUGUUCUGAUAAAUUUAGAUUAUAUCAAAAUGUAUUAUCAUAUUAUAUUACAUUAUAUUAUAUCAUUAUAUUAUAUUAUGUACUCUUUUGCUUUACUUAAUAGCCAAAUAAAUAUUAGAAUUUUA
Messenger RNA from Lingula anatina, 6776 nucleotides. RefSeq names its product multidrug resistance-associated protein 1. Gene Ontology annotation, biological process: transmembrane transport. Lineage: Eukaryota; Metazoa; Brachiopoda; Lingulata; Lingulida; Lingulidae. The record is from RefSeq and is a predicted model, not a curated record. Gene Ontology annotation, molecular function: ATP hydrolysis activity; ATP binding; ABC-type transporter activity. Gene Ontology annotation, cellular component: membrane.